GUCUCCCUCUUCGAUGAAAGAAGAGCCCUCUCCAGCCUUCCUCCCUCGGCCAGCCGGAGGACAACCGUCUGCCUCGGAGGCGGCGGCGCAUGGCGUCGCGGCCAAUCGCCAGGGCAGUCCACGAGCUGUCGCCGCUGUACCGUCUGUCCACGAAAGCCCCGGAGUUUCCGGAGGCGGGGAAAUCCGGGCAGGGCGAGAACAAGGCCCUCGACCUGUUCGACGGAAUGCCCACGAAGAGCCAGGUCUCCUGGAACGCGGCGCUGGCUGGGCUCGUCGACGCCGGCCGCACCGAGCGCGCGCUCUCCUUGUUCCGCGAGAUGCCCCUUAAGAACGCCGCCUCGUACGUCACCGUGAUCGGGGGCCUGUCCCGCGCCGGGGCGGCCCCCGUGGCGCGCCGGCUCUUCGACGAGCUGACGCUGGACCAGCACAACGUGUUCACCUGGACGGCCAUGGUGUCCUGCCAUGUCCGGAACGGGGAGCCCGGCAGGGCGGUCGAGCUGUUCGCGGCGCUCUACGGCGAGCUCUUCGAGCGCGGGACGCUGCCCAACGCCCACACGCUCAGCUCGUUGCUCAAGGCCUGCGUGGCUCUCCGGUCGCUCGCCAUGGCGAUGCAGCUCCACGCACUGGCAGUCAAGCUCCUGGAGGAGGGGACCAAAGACACCACCUUCGUGUGGAAUGGUUUGAUCGACGUGCACGCCAAGCUCGGCGCAUUGCCCGACGCCGAGAAGGUGUUCGACGCGAUGCGCUGCAAGGACGCCAGUUCUUGGACCAUCAUGAUGGAUGGGUACUCACGGCACAAUCUCAUCGACAAGGCUUUGCAUCUCUUCAGAUCGAUGGAGAACAAGGAUGCCUUCACAUGGAGCGUCAUCAUAUCCUGUCUGUGGCAGAACGGCCUCGGAGAAGAAGCGCUUCGCCUCUUCAUCGACUCGCUGAGGUCGGGUGAUCGCAACAAUGGCGGCGAGGCCAAGCCGAACGCAGCAACCUACACAACCGUCCUGCACAUCUGCUCGGUGCUGUCCCUGCUCGCACUGGGGAGGCAGGUCCACGCGCGCGCCAUCAAGAACGGCCUCUCCCGCAGCCACGUCUUCGUCGGCAACUCCCUGAUGAACAUGUACAGCGGCUCUGGCACGGCGGCCGCCCUGGAGAAGGUGUUCGACGAAAUGGCGGUGCGCGACACCGUCUCGUGGAACACGGCGAUCCAGGGGCUCGGCCAGAACGGCCACGGGCGGCGAGCGCUGGCGCUCGCGGAGCGCGCGCUGGCGCUGAGGCUCCACAACGGCAACACCUUCACGGCCAUCCUGGCGGCCUGCAGCCACGCGGGGUUGGUCGCCGAGGGGAUGCGCUACUUCGACGCCAUGGCCGACGAGUACGGCGUGGAGCGCACGCUCGACCACUACACCGGCGCCAUCGAUCUCCUCGGCCGCGCGGGGUGGCUGGAGAGGGCGCACGGCCUGCUCGUCGGGAUGCCGUUCGCGCCGACCGCGGCGGCGUGGACGACUCUCCUGCACUGCUGCUUGGCGCACAGGGACCGCGCCCUCGGCGGCAUCGCCGCGAGGGAGCUGAGAGCUCUGCAGCCCGACGGCGAUGGCUGGAACUACGAGAGAUUGUUGCGAGGCUGUGGCGGGGAAGGAGGUGGUGGUGAAGCGCAGGAUAGGAAGAGCUCCGCGCACUUGCCAGGAUGCAGCUGGGUCGUCUGAAUUCAUCGGAAAAGCUCAGCUUUCGCCUGCCUGCCAAAAAUCCGCAGCAUGCAGCUGCACGGCAAAAUGGGCAUGUUUGCCGCUGCUGUUUUUUAAGCCAGCUUCUGAGAAUCUGGAAAGCUCUUAAACCCAACUUUCAUUUUCUUAAAAACUACAGAUUCUUAGAAGCUGUGGACCUUUAGAACAGCUUCACAUAAACAACUUUUGGAAAAAAAGUACGGUCGAAAGAAGCUCUCCAAACAGGCUCCAUGUUAGCACGAGCUACAGCUUGAGACUUGGAUUCGCGGCCCUUAUCCUACAAGAGAUUUGGUAAAACGGAAUCCGUAAAUUCAGAACAAAAAUGGCAUUGAAGCAUCAGCCUCAUCAGAUGGCAUUGGGACCUGAAGAAUGGCAGACACAUGCAGUGGAACAAAUCUGUAAGAAAUGGGGUCUCCUUCCCCCUUUUUAUUUUUCUGGCAUAUAUCUUAGUGACUGGAUGGAUAUAUUUGUUUAUUUAUACCUUCAAAAUGAAUCUUAGU
Molecule: messenger RNA, 2215 nt
Organism: Oryza brachyantha (malo sina)
Lineage: Eukaryota; Viridiplantae; Streptophyta; Magnoliopsida; Poales; Poaceae
Product: pentatricopeptide repeat-containing protein At4g02750-like
Exons: 1
Coding region: 90-1697 (535 amino acids)
Biological process (GO): RNA modification
Molecular function (GO): RNA binding; protein binding
Source: RefSeq, a predicted model, not a curated record